GAGCGGGUUUUCCCAGCGCUCGCUCGCCGUGGGUCUUUCUUCGCCCUUGAGCUUCUUCUCAAGCACCGCUACAGUCUCCCCCCCCCUGCUGCACACCGCAUCCUUCCGCCCACGUUCUGAAUCACUACCGCAGCCAUGGUCAAGUACAUUAUCGUCACCGGCGGCGUCAUCUCGGGUGUCGGCAAGGGCAUCAUCGCUUCCUCCACCGGCCUGUUGCUUCGCACCCGCGGCCUCAGGGUCACCUCGAUCAAAAUCGACCCCUAUCUGAACAUCGAUGCUGGAACCCUCUCUCCGCUGGAUCACGGCGAGGUCUUUGUUCUCGAUGAUGGCGGUGAGGUUGAUCUUGACCUCGGAAACUACGAGCGUUUCCUGGACGUCACCCUGACCCGCGACAACAACAUCACUACCGGAAAAAUCUACCGGGACGUCAUUGAGCGCGAGAGAAAGGGAGACUACCUCGGCAAGACCGUCCAGGUCGUUCCUCAUAUCACCAACGCCAUCCAAGACUGGGUUGAACGUGUCGGCAAGAUCUGUGUCGACGGAAGCGGCCAGGAGCCCGAUGUGUGCAUUGUCGAGCUCGGCGGCACCGUCGGCGACAUCGAGUCGGCUCCCUUCAUCGAGGCCAUGCGCCAAUUCCAGUUCCGUGUCGGCCACGAGAACUUUUUCCUCAUCCAUGUCUCGCUCAUUCCUGUCGUCGGCUCUGUCGGCGAGCAAAAGACCAAGCCCACCCAAGCUAGCGUCCGCGAUCUGCGCGGCCUGGGUCUCUCGCCGGACUUGAUUGUCUGCCGCAGCACCAAGCCCCUGGAAGAGGGCAUCCAGGGCAAAAUCUCCAUGUUCUGCCACGUCUCUCCCAAGAACGUCAUGGCCGUCCACGACUGCAAGUCCAUCUACCACGUGCCCCUGCUGCUCCACCAGCAGGGCAUCAUCGACGUCAUCGAGGAGAAAUUCAACAUCAAGCCCAUCCCCAACCCUGCUGCCCAAGCUCUGUUCACCAAAUGGAAGCAGCUGGCGGACCGCAACACCCGCUACGACGACGUGGUCACCAUUGCCCUUGUUGGCAAGUACACCGACCUGCACGACUCGUACAUCUCGGUCGUCAAGUCUCUUGAGCAUGCCUCGCUUUCCCUGAGCCGCAAGCUUACCAUCGAGUGGAUCGAGUCGUCUGAUCUCGAGGCCUCGGUGCAGCAGACCGACCCGGUCAAGUACCACAACGCAUGGAAGAACCUGGUCUCGGCCAAGGGCAUCCUCGUUCCCGGUGGCUUUGGAGGCCGCGGUACCGAGGGCAUGAUCAUCGCUGCUAAGUGGGCACGCGAGAACAAGAUCCCGUAUCUCGGCAUCUGCCUGGGUCUCCAAAUCGCCGUCAUCGAGUUUGCACGAAACGUUUGCGGCAUUACCGAUGCCGAUUCUGCGGAAUGGAACGAGACCACCCCCAACCCCGUUGUUAUUUUCAUGCCUGAGAUUUCCAAGACUCAUCUCGGCGGAACGAUGCGUCUGGGCGACCGCCCCACCAUCUUCACGGACGGCAGCACCAACAGCAUCACCCGCCGUCUGUACGAUGGUGCCGGCGAGAUCCACGAGCGCCACCGUCAUCGUUACGAAGUCAACCCCGAAUUCAUCGAGCAAAUCGAGAACAAGGGCCUUUCGUUCAUCGGUCGUGAUGAGAAGGGCGAGCGCAUGAUCGUCUUGGAGCUUCCUGACCACCCUUACUUUGUGGCCACCCAGUUCCAUCCUGAGUACAAGACUCGCCCGCUGGGUCCCCGGCCCGUCUUCCUGGGUCUGAUCCUGGCCGCCUCUGGCCUCCUGCCCGAGUACCUGGAGUCACUCAAGACCAGCAAGGCCGCUGGAUCGAAGCCCAAGCUUGGACGAUACCAAAGCGUCUUGAGCGUUAACGAGGAGAACUAAAUCCGCCGCAUUGCGCCCAUGAGGGGAGAGGAAUCCAUGAG
This is a messenger RNA of Polychytrium aggregatum, 1943 nucleotides long. RefSeq names its product CTP synthase N-terminus-domain-containing protein. Gene Ontology annotation, molecular function: CTP synthase activity; identical protein binding. The record is from RefSeq and is a predicted model, not a curated record. Gene Ontology annotation, biological process: pyrimidine nucleobase biosynthetic process; CTP biosynthetic process. Gene Ontology annotation, cellular component: cytoophidium; cytoplasm. The transcript is spliced from 9 exons. The coding region runs from base 136 to 1902 and encodes 588 amino acids. Lineage: Eukaryota; Fungi; Chytridiomycota; Chytridiomycetes; Polychytriales.